Molecule: messenger RNA, 659 nt
Organism: Vespa mandarinia (Asian giant hornet)
Lineage: Eukaryota; Metazoa; Arthropoda; Insecta; Hymenoptera; Vespidae
Source: RefSeq, a predicted model, not a curated record
AAGAUUUUUGUUCUCUAUUCAAAAUGAACGAAUUAAAAAGGGACGCUGCAUAUAAAAAUUUACAAUCGAGAUUAAAUAAUUUAUUACAAAUUAGUACCGAGACCAUCUUGUCGUCAACGUUCGACGAAGAAAUUCAAAAUAUUUUAACUCGAGAUUAUUACGACAAAAACAUUACGAUUAUACAACGACUAAACAACAAUAAUAAUAAAGAUUUUAAAAGAGAGAACAGGAUGGACUUAGAUAAGUUUAUUCCUUCUUUAAAUAAAACGCAAUUCAGAGAAGAAAUUUCUACCUAUAAAAUGCCACUCCAAAUUGUCGGUAUUAUCGUCGUCAUAACGAUAAUCUUAACUUGUUGUUGCACAUUGCAUUUAAGAAAGAAAUUAAUGGCUUUAGUAAAUAAGGUGGUAGGAAAAAAGAAAAAAGAUAGAUUAUCGUCGUUGGAUGUAGAAAAGGGUAAGAGAGAAUCGAAGAGUGGCUUGAUGGGUGUAAAAAAGAUACAAAAAAAGGAAACCAAGCCAGUAACUCAGAAUGUAACACAACCAGUGCCACAACCUGCUAUGACAACAACAUCUAGUAUUCAAGCAGAACCAUCGCCAACUGGAUGUUGCAAAUGUUUCAAAAAAAAAAGAAAGAAAACUCGAAAGAAGCACAAGAGAUAA